UGUGCCUUUCUGUGUCGGCCAUUUUGUAGUUUCCUUGAGAAAUUGUGUUGAGUUGAUUCUUCUUCUCGGUAAGAAUUUAACGAAAUUAUAAAACGUCGACUUGCGUAUUAAUGCGGUUAGUGUAGGGGAAUAGGUGUACGUGAAAAUGACUAACGAUUAAAUAAAGGGAGAAGAGAAAAAAAGGGUGCGUUUAGGUGGAAGAUUACAGCCGUGGUGCGUGGGGAAUCCUCGCAGCACGGGUCGACAAUCCCUUCUGAGAAUGAGGCAGUAAACGAAUAAAUACGUCUGUGGACUUGGUGCAACAACGACUUUGAUAAAGAACGCAUGGGAUACAGAAGCGUUACGAAAUGAAUGGUGAUUUCGGUAACGACAUUCCAUACGCAUAGUGUUACUUCCGGAGUGGUUGUCACCUUUGCCUUGCGUGCGUGAUCAUUACUACUAGAGCCCGGCCAACGUCUCACUCUAUAUUUGGCCAGUCGCAUCCAACAUAUUGCAUAUCUUGUCCUUUCAAAAUUAUCACUUUUCACGUUGUCGCUGAUGCGUAUAGUCUGCAACGAGGGUAUUUAACAAUAUUAUCCAGUGUGAACGUUCGAAUCUUCAGUGCACAAGUGAUUGCGCGACGACGAAUCUAUUUUACGGGUACGUGUACAUGAAUGGGGACAUUGGGAAGCUCCCUCCAGGGGCGGUUUACCCAGCCACCCCUGAACCUAUGGGUUCAGUUGGGGGUACAGUUGUCACAACUGCCUCCAGUUUAGACUAUAGUGUCAUGAACGGAGGACCAACGCCAGGCGAGCUGAUGAUUGACCCAAGCAUGGGUGCUAUAGAGCCUUCUGCCCAGCAUUCAAUGGGAUUAGGUGGUGCUGUUAGCGUUGGAUACGCACCUGUUGAAGUUGCUCCUUUAACUGAUGUCCAAGUGCCACCAACUUCAAUGGCAGACUUGCCUAACUCCGGCAUUCCUUUAGAACAACUAAAGCAGAUGCUCUCUUCGCAGCUUGAAUAUUAUUUUUCCAGAGAAAAUUUAGCCAAUGAUACAUAUUUAUUAUCACAAAUGGAUAAUGAUCAAUAUGUACCCAUAUGGACGGUAGCGAACUUUAAUCAAGUAAAGAAAUUAACAAAAGAUAUAAAGUUAAUAACUGAAGUCUUGAGAGAGUCGCCAAAUGUUCAAGUAGACGAAGAAGGACAAAAAGUUCGACCAAAUCAUAAACGAUGUAUAGUUAUUCUACGGGAGAUUCCAGACAGUACGCCUCUGGAAGAAGUCAAAAAUUUAUUCUCAGGAGAAGGAUGUCCACGGCUUAUUUCGUGUGAGUUUGCUCACAAUAGUUCCUGGUACGUAACUUUCGAAUCAGAUGAAGAUGCUCAGAAGGCCUAUAGGUUUCUGCGAGAAGAAGUUAGAGAAUUUCAGGGAAAGCCAAUAAUGGCUCGUAUAAAAGCUAAACCAAUGAACAGGCUACCGAUUCCUUCGGUGGCUGGAGUCGGUGGAAUCAAAAACGGGUACCGAACUCCACCACCUCCACCAGUUUUUGAUCCAAGUAGUUAUCCACCUGGUCAACAACGUUUCUUAUACACUAAUGGUACCACGAUGCCGCCACAAACUACUAUACCGCCAUAUCCUAAUCAAGUCCACCUUUACCAUCAACCAUUUUAUCCUGCUUCAAUGAUGCACUGGGGUCCUGCAAGUCCGGCUUACUUUGACAUGGCUACCGGUGUAUUCACAAUGAAUGGAAUUACUCCGCACAAUUCAUUUAAACCACACACAAGGUUUACUCCAAGAAGUAAUAGAAAUAAACAUAGAAAUGUAUCGGAUAGAAAUAGUGGGCCAAUGGACAGUGGUGGUGGUAAUAGUGGUGGAAUGGUACAUAUGGGUCGAGUGAAUCAUCCACCAAAGAGUGGAGGUGGCGGUGGUGGUUCAGGAGGUGUUGGUAGUGGUGGUGGAGGAUCAAAUUCAGUACCAAUGGUAGCAGUGUUUACAACAAAUCAUCCGACGUCAAAACCAACGUCAUCCUCUUAUCAAGUUGGUGGCACAAAGUUUCACUCUUCACAUGCGGCUUCAGCAUCGGGAGAGACGCAAUAUGCGAGUAGUCACGUUGCCAAGGUUACGCCGGAGAAUGAAACGCAGAAUACGGAUGCUCCAGGUGUCCAAUAUCCUCGUCAUCGCAUUCACCGCAGAACCAAAGAUCAAGAUGGAAUGAUGUCAAAGACGAAUAAUAGUGCAUUGCCGUCGAUCCGUGAAAGUGGUGCUGGUGGUAGUGGAUCUUCCACGUCGGCAUCAAGCAACAGCAACAAUUCACAGCAUUACAACCGAAAUGUAGUUCAAUUCGACUUGGAGGCAUCGGCAUUUCCACCUCUUCCAGGCUUAGAUGCCGAUCCAACCAAGUCUCACAACGUCACGACGGAGCCUGGUACGACUGUUGACAGUCUUCAAUCCCAAAAUAGGCUAUCAGACGUUGUCAAAGGUACCGCCAAGAUGAAAGGCACAAAGGAGAAAGAAACAAUGUCCAGCAGCAACCAGCAGAUCAUCAAUAGUAGCAGAUCUACCAGUCCUGGAUCCAGUGCUAGUGGUCAAGCAGCGAUAGAUAAUAUCUCUGCUACUAUUGGCAAUACUAGCUCAUCGGUUUCUUCGAAUGCUGCUGUUACUGCUGGUGCUGUUAGCUCCAAUACCUCUGUUUCAACAGACAUCACGCUCAGCACCGUCACCCUCACUCCUCCGUCAUCUCCGGAUAAAUCUAUAAAGACUGAUGACUCGAACAUGGUGAAUGGUGUGGACGAGGCCAUAAGAGCAAAUACGCAUGCUGCAGAAAAGUCUGAACCAGUAACGAGGUGCGGUUGUGACAUCCCUACUGUCCUACAGAAUCCUCAGUCACAAACUGGAGUGGCCUCGGCCUUUCCCUUAGAACUCAAUAAGCCGAGCUAUGCCCAAGUAGCUCAACACUGUCGUGAGCAACCUUGUACGAAACACAAAGUAGAAGAAAAAGAAGGAAGCGAAUAAAUUGAUAUAUAUAACUGCAAUUCAUAAGAAAUAGCAGUUAAUUUCAUCAUUUGGAACUAAAUGGAUUCAUUAUCGCUUCUAAAAAUAAAAUAAUGGACAAAAUGAACUAAUAAAAUAGUGGUUGUACAAGUGGGCGUAACAACAAAAAACUUUUUACAUUGUACAGUGACUUUGCCUAUUCUGAGUGUGGUAUUAUUUGUUAAUAACGGAUUCUAAUAAAAAAUUCAACAAUAAGGGUCAAGAAAAAGCUAUAAAAAAUGUUUAAAAAUGAAAAAAAAGUAGAUAUAGAGAUAAUUGGAGAUAACGAAUGAACAAUAAUGAAUAUUAAACGAUUAAUCAUUUUGCGCAAAUUAAUAAAAAUUUCAAACAACUUAAAGUACACUAUUGCUGACAGGAUAAUACAUUGCUUUCAGAGUAUCGGUAUUGCUUUGGUUCUGUGAUUUUGGAGGUACAUAUUUAAUAGUUUUUAAAGAGAAAAACAUUAACAUAAGCUUUUAAUGAUUUUAUUCCUUGUUUUCCCACUUUGUGAAACCGAAAGGCUGUAAAGUGAUGGAAAGAUGAUAAGUUUUAGCUUUGUGCCAAAACCCGAAAUCACGAGCACACAGUGUAUAAUCUAAAGCAACGAAUGUGUAAUUAGUAAUGCGAUUGAAAUGGGAGUAAAUAACGAAUUUCAUUCAAUACCAGUUCUCUCGUGCUAAUAAUGUUUUAAGCAACUGUGUUAAAGUGUGAAUGAUUUUCAGUUUCUUUCUAUAAACGAUGAGUUUAUUUUAUAUGAAAAGAUUUUUUCAAUAUUUUUGUGUCCAUACUGGUGGUUAAUUUUUUCUGAUUUUUUUAAUUACACGAAUGAUUUAUUCUUUAUUUUUAAGACAUGACUAUUGUUUCGAACAUUUCUCAGUUUUUCAUUAGGGUCAAUGAACGUUUUAUUUAUGAUCACAAGAAUUUAUUUGUUUGAUUGGGAUAGUAUAAUUAUUUUUCAUAAACAAUGAAAAACGCUGCACAAAAAUAUUUCUUCAAUUAUUUUGUGUAGAGAAAAUAAUAAGAGAAAUAAGGGAAAUUUUUCUCACUAACUGACUUCCAUUAAUAAAAAUUAAAAAUUUAAAUAAAAUUGACCGUCAUAAGGCUAUGUAUGAUUUGAAUGAUACAAGGUUAGUGCACAUGACAAAUGAAGACAAAUACAAAAUAAGAAUUAAUCAGUUAACAAAAUUAACAAACGUAUCCGGUGAUUAUAAUGUGACAAAACAAAAAUAGUAUUCCAAAAAAAUACUAAUAGUCGUUGGUUUUCGUCACAUUCUUUAGACUUUGCUUGUUACUUGUUUUUGCAUAAAUUACAAAUAAUUAUGGCACAGGCUUUUUAUUUUAUAAAAAUAUUGUUAUAAAACAAUUAACAUACAAUUUAGAAUAUUAUGCUUUUGGCAAGUAACAUAAAUGAAGUGAUGUCUGACGACGGACUACGGUAUAUAUAUUAAACAUAAAUAUAUAUAUAUAUACAUACAAACAUAUAUAUAUAUAUAUAUAAAUAUAUAUUUGAGCACACAAUUAAGUGCCUCAAGUGUUAUUGUAUAUUACAGGAGCUUGGCUUUAGAUGUUAUAUGAUUAUAUGUAAACUACAUUAAACAUCUUAGCAAGUAAAAAAUAUAAAAAAUAAAUUGAUAAAAACUACGCAUAUGAUAUAUUUGUUACUGAUAUGCGUACAGAAUUGAAAAAUGAAUAUUACAGUGAGUAAGAAAUAAAAAAAAAUGACAAACAAUAAAAAUAAAAUAAAAAAUAAUAUUAAAUUGAGUAUAAAUGGAUAUAAGUAAAAAAAAAAAAUACGAUUUUCUGAUUAAGUAAAAAAAUAAUGGAUAUGUGGAUUAAAAUUUAAAUGUAAACAAUUGUCAUAUUAAGUUAGUUAAUGCUGCCUUUUAAUUUUUAUUACAUUUCUCGAUGAAACCUCAUCCGUUUGUAUAUGUAAUCGUUCACUAAUAAGAAUAUUGAUGAUUGAGAAACAGAAUUAGAAAUAUUAUUCAAUGAACGAAAAUAAUAGAAAGCUAUUUAGAAAAUGAAAAAGAGAUGCGAAAAGAGUAAAAAAUGAGUACGGAGUAUAAAAUAAUUAAAAAUAAUACGUGCCUAUUUAUGAGGUAACGCUACCUUGCAAAUUCCUUCUUCUUAAUAAGAAUAAAAGAAAAUGAAAAAAUGAAGUAAAAGAUUUAAAAACUCAAAGUUACCGAAUUAACAGAACAUAAAAAAAAUAUUAAAAAUAACAUAGACAAUGUGUAUGCACUUAAAAAUAAACGUAUUGUGAACAGCAUUUAAUCUUAAUAAAAUUUAAACAAAAUGCAAGGUUUGCAAAGAGGGAGAGAAAGAGAAACAAUUAAACGAUAAAAAUGCUAUCUUCGUUACUCCAUAU
Messenger RNA from Chelonus insularis, 5372 nucleotides. RefSeq names its product La-related protein 4B (gene Larp4B). Gene Ontology annotation, biological process: positive regulation of translation. The transcript is spliced from 10 exons. Bases 650 to 2986 code for a protein of 778 amino acids. Lineage: Eukaryota; Metazoa; Arthropoda; Insecta; Hymenoptera; Braconidae. Gene Ontology annotation, cellular component: cytosol; cytoplasmic stress granule. The record is from RefSeq and is a predicted model, not a curated record. Gene Ontology annotation, molecular function: mRNA 3'-UTR binding.